AUGAAACCGAACAGUCCUCCCAAAAUGAGUGAACCUGACGCUACGAGCUCUAACAUUCCUCUCGAGGAAAACAAAAAGAGUGAUUCGAAGCGAAAGCUUUUAUUAAAAACACAGGAAGAAAGCUCGAAGACGCCGAAUAAAAAAAAGAACCCCAAGACGCCGACCACUGCAACCGGACCCAAGUCAGCCAAAAAAGAGAAGAGCCCCAAGUCACCGAAGGUUCUGCUCGGGAAACCAGAGACGAGCCCCGACAAAGGAAAGGCUCCUGCUGUGGUACAACUAAACAUUUCUCCCGAGGCAAAAAAUGACAACUCAACCAGAAAAAAACUUAUGCACGCAGUUGCUGGCGUUACCGAAGUAGAGGCCGAAGCUCGGCUUGUUGAAUCAUCGCUCUCCAUGAGUGAAGCCGACGGACAAGGUGACGCAGUGCCGCAACUACCGGAACUUGAAAGUGACGAGGUACGAUACUUCGAGCUUGUCCAGGCAGGUCGCAUCAGCGAGCUCCAGGAGUUUUUGGACGCUCAUAAGAAACUCAACAAAGACGCCGUUAACUGUCAGGGGUACACGGCGCUGCACGCCGCCAUACACAAGAAAGACUUGCCAAUGGCUCGUUUCUUGGUAUCCAAGGGAGUACGGCUCAUGGAUGCGCUUCUUCAUGCUGUCCAGACCGGUGAUAUCGCAAUGACAGAGUUCCUUCUCGGCGAACGCAGCAAGACGGAAGAGGGCUGCGGGAAACGUGGUUACGCAUCCAGCCCUUCUUUCACAGUCGACAUCAGCCCUGUUAUUUUGGCAGCGCAAAUGAAUGAUUGGGAUCUUAUACGAUUCUUCUUGAAGCGAGGGAUAACCGUAGAUCCGCCACACAUGGCUUCUUGCAUGUGCUCAAAGUGCAUCAAGUCGACUCGCGCGAGUGACGUAAACACAUCUACACGGAACCUCAACGCUUUCAAGGCCAUCUCAAGUCCACACUACCUACUUCAGGUGUCUGCCGACCCCUUCCUAGACGCCUUCAUGUACGCGAAACACAUGGAAAACGCGUCGAGCGUAGAAGAAGAGUUCAAGAUGGCGUACGAGGAGGAGAUAAAUAAACUGCGUGCUUUUGUCAGGGCGCUGCUGGAUCAAUGUCGAACAGGGGAGGAGGUACAAACCCUGAUGGAGCGGAAGGCUGGUCUUGACGGAGAUAUAGGACACCUCACAUUCCCCCGUAUCAUUUUGGCUCUCGAGCUCUACCAGAAGGAGUUCGUCACGCAUAGCUACGUACAACAAGUUCUACGUCUCGAGUGGGAAGGAGAGUUUCAAGCCUGGAGCCGACUACCUCUUGUCAGCAAAGUUGGUCAUGGUGUCGCCCGCUUCCUGACCCUGCCUCUCAUUGCGCUCUGGGUGAAGUUAAGGCCGAACACGAAAGUGACGAAACACUGGACGAGUCCGGUGAGCAAGUACCUACAUGCCUUCGCAGGCCGCAUACUUUUUGUCGUUUUUGUUUAUCUCGAGAUUACGCUGGACAGAGCCCGGAUGUCGAGGGGACCGCCAAACACCGGACUGGAAUGGCUCAUCGUUAUCUGGGUUAUCGGAUACAUCGGCGAGGAGAUCGUGCAUUGCUGCGCCAAGGGAUCCAGUCGCUACUUCAAGAGCCUCUGGACUUGGUACGACAUCACCAUGUUGUCUUUCUUUAUACUUACCUUCGUCUUCUGGCUUGUGGCGUGGGUCGAGGUAUCUCAAGAUCCAAGUGGAGGAGACAUGCCAAAAAGAAACGAGUGGCCAAGCACCGACAGUACUUUGGUGCACGAGGGACUGUUCGCCGUAUCUUCAGUCUUGAGCGUGUUCAAGCUUGUGUGGUUUCUCCAAGAAAGCGCCAAGUUGGGGCCCCUACAGGUUUCUAUUUCGAGCAUGAUCAUCGAAAUUGUUCGAUUUCUUUUCUUUUGUGUGGGCAUUAUGCUUGCCUUUGCGUUUGGACUCACCCGAAUGUACGAGCCUUAUGCUGGCAUGAAACGAAAAGAGGAAAACGGUGACGAAGUCACGCAAAGCCGUGCUUUCAUAUCCUUUUCGCAAUCUAUGAAAACAUUGUUUAUUAGAAUGUUGGGGGUAGCUUCGGAAGAACAGUCUGAUGUUGUCGUGUCAAAUCGGAACGACGGCUCAAUUAACACACAUGACUUGACCCAAUUUCUUGGAUCCCUGAUGUACUGUACCUAUCAAGUUAUCAUGCUCGUCGCUAUGUUGAAUUCUUUGAUAGCCAUCGUGACGGCCACCUUUCAAAAGAUCUUAGACAAUGCCGAACUUUACUGGAAAUAUUACAGGACAAAGUUAUGGAUGCACUAUAUUAAUGAGGCCAUGACAGUGCCCAGUCCUUUUUAUUUUAUUCAGAUACCUUUCUUUGUGAUGGAAGCAGCCACAAAAAAACGUAUGUGGCCCGCUAGAAGAGAACCGACGCUGUCGCACUCGGAGGUCAUACAGAAUUUAGUGCAGAGAUACUUGUGCCAAAAUAAGGCUGUUUUGAACAGUUGA
Molecule: messenger RNA, 2499 nt
Organism: Ixodes scapularis (black-legged tick)
Lineage: Eukaryota; Metazoa; Arthropoda; Arachnida; Ixodida; Ixodidae
Product: short transient receptor potential channel 4-like
Exons: 1
Coding region: 1-2499 (832 amino acids)
Biological process (GO): regulation of cytosolic calcium ion concentration; calcium ion transmembrane transport; manganese ion transport
Cellular component (GO): membrane; cation channel complex
Molecular function (GO): inositol 1,4,5 trisphosphate binding; store-operated calcium channel activity; protein binding
Source: RefSeq, a predicted model, not a curated record